Messenger RNA from Cuculus canorus (common cuckoo), 8016 nucleotides. RefSeq names its product TEF transcription factor, PAR bZIP family member (gene TEF). The record is from RefSeq and is a predicted model, not a curated record. NCBI's taxonomy places the organism in Eukaryota, Metazoa, Chordata, Aves, Cuculiformes, Cuculidae. The coding region runs from base 233 to 1117 and encodes 294 amino acids. Gene Ontology annotation, molecular function: RNA polymerase II cis-regulatory region sequence-specific DNA binding; DNA-binding transcription factor activity, RNA polymerase II-specific. Gene Ontology annotation, cellular component: nucleus. The transcript is spliced from 5 exons. Gene Ontology annotation, biological process: regulation of transcription by RNA polymerase II.
ACAAUUGGCCACUUCAGAGUGGGAGAGGGGGAGGUGAAGACAGACGGGCAAACUGCAUCUCCUCCAGGCUGCUUCCCUUCCCUCCUUGUUUUUUCUCAGCCGAAGUAGCUUGGCAAGCCUGCUCUGGGUGCCUCCGAGCCCUUCCAGCAACACCCAGGCGAGUAGGGUGUAGUGUUGGCGGCCGGGCACCUGGCCCUCCCUUAGCUGUGCUAGAGCAGUCCCAGGACAGGACAUGUCAAGCUGCAACAGCGCCGGGGGCCCCACUGCCCUGGACUUUCCAGAAGUCCUGAAGUCCCUGCUGGAGUAUUCCUUACCCUGGGCCAACAAGAUGACAGAUAAAGAGAAGGAGAAGAUAAAGCUUGAGGAAGAUGAAACAGCUGCUGCCAGCACUAUGGCAGUCUCAGCUUCCCUUAUGCCACCCAUUUGGGACAAAACUAUUCCUUACGAUGGCGAGUCUUUCCACCUGGAGUACAUGGAUCUGGAUGAGUUCCUGCUGGAGAACGGAAUUCCUUCCAGCCCUACUCACCUGGAUUUGAACCAGAAUCCACUCUUGCCUGUGGCUGAGCUGGAAGGAAAGGAGUCUGCCAGUGCCUCCACUGGUUCUCCUGCAUCAUCCUCUUCCACUGCAGUUUACCAGCAAUCCGAAGCAGCCUCCAGCACAGAGUCCCCACCACAAAAUGAGAGAAAUACUCCCAGCCCCAUUGAUCCUGACUGCGUAGAAGUUGAGGUGAAUUUUAACCCUGACCCUGCUGAUUUAGUGCUGUCCAGUGUGCCUGGUGGUGAGCUCUUCAAUCCUCGCAAACACAAGUUUACUGAAGAGGACCUGAAACCGCAACCAAUGAUUAAAAAAGCCAAGAAGGUUUUUGUCCCAGAUGAGCAAAAGGAUGAAAAAUAUUGGACAAGGCGAAAGAAGAACAACGUGGCAGCAAAGCGUUCCCGUGAUGCUCGGCGAUUAAAGGAGAAUCAGAUCACAAUUCGGGCAGCCUUUCUUGAGAAGGAGAAUACGGCCCUGAGGACGGAGGUUGCAGAGCUGCGCAAGGAAGUGGGACGAUGCAAGAACAUUGUUUCUAAAUACGAGACCAGAUACGGACCCUUUGACUUAUCUGAUUCCGAGUGAUGCAACUUUAAAGACUUUUAAAAACAAAGAAACUAAAAAGCACAUAUGAAUCGCCAGUCUUCAGAGUGAGCAGUGAAAUCUGUGAGGUGUCCCAACACAAACAACUGACGAUGACCCUGCCUGCCUGCUUGCCUGCAAGUACUCCAUCUGAACUACCCAGGGCUGGGCAUGAUGAAAAGUGCAAAGUCUCCUUAAUUCUGUAUAUGGCUUUCUUAUCUGUCUUUCUCACUGUAACUAUGAACUACAAUAAGCUUACUUAAAAGACUCUCAGAGUUCAUGUCUCAAAGUCUGUUGACAAACCUGUGUGAACAGUGACUCUUUGUUUUGGCACUCGAGUGGAAGAAAAUAGGGAGUUUUAAAUGAAAGUGUCUGUAAAUAUUUAAAACUGCUAUAUUUUAUGACUCAUUUUCCCUGCAGUAGAAUGGAAUUUAUUUAAUACUGCAGCUCACUUCUGGUACAGUGUAGCAUUUUGUGGAGUACUGUGAGUGCAGAAUUAAAGACACUGGGAAAACAGUCUGUGACGUAUGAGACUUCCAGUGCAGAGAAGUACAGCAGAUGUACUGAAACAAUCCAGAAAGCGCCACAGUGUGCCACACAAAGAGAAGUAAUAAACCUCUAUCAAAUGACCCAUGUACUAGUAAAACACUUCAAAUGCUUUCCUGCUCCACAGCUACACUGCUGUAACCUGCCUUCUGCUUUAUUUCUUUUAUGAGGCUUACCUUCUUUUAUGGUAUCUUGCUGAAACAAGAUCUGUUCUUCUGUUAACGAUUUAACAAUCAGAGAAAAGGUGCUAGUCUGAGCUGCUGAUCCCCAUGUCUUUUUGCAGUCUGAAACUACCAAAUGAGUAUUGGCUCCACUGAAAUUAUGACUGUUAGCUGCCAUGUUACAAUUUUCUGUCUCUUGACUAUGUGAGAGCUGCGGUUGCAAAACAGUGCUCUGCUCUUCUGUUUUAUAAAACAGAAACAGCCAGUGAUUUCUCACAGUUACAGUGGGCAGCUUAAGUAUCAAGACCUUUGUACUGGUGUGGGAGAGUUGAUGAAAGCUUGGACAGAUUGCAGGCAUGUUUGUGUGUAAAAGAUGGAGGAAGUGGGUGCAAGUUCCUUUAUAAGAGUUGCAUCAGCGUAACAAGAAUCUGCGUUUAUAUUGAGGAUGCUUAAGAGCAAUUUGCUUGAGAAGGAGUACUUAAUUUCUGGGGAAGUGGUACAGGGCCAUGCUUGUAGCCAAUAUGGAGCUUGUAAGACAGGAGUGAAAGAUGAUUAGUGUAUUCAUACCUGGAGAUUUGAUAAACAGCAUACGCCUCAAGAAAAAUAAUUCUGAAAGCUUUCAGAAGCACAAGUGCCAAAAUUGAGGUGCAACUAAUGACCAGCAAAGCUCAACACUAUCAUGUUGAACCAGUAUUUUGACUUUGAUUAACCCAAGAGAUUCCACCUCUAAUGUCAGAGCAGAAAGGCAGAGAGAAAAAGGUCCAAAGAAGCAGCUAGUGUUUUAAACUUCAUUUAAAACAAUAAUAAAAAUCUCAAGCGCUAAAAUUUAACCGCUUUUGUGAAAGCCUUUUUAAAGACCAUAUACAUUAAAUGCAGUUAUCGAUCUAUUAUUUUUAAUGGACCAUGUUCUGAAGUCAAGAAAGUGUUUUUAACUAUUUUGCUGGUUACUAAAGUAUACUUACAAGUAUAGUAUUAUAAUUUGGGGUUCUAAAACUCAAAAGUAAUCUUGUGGUAUUCUCUUCAAAUAGAUGAAUAGUUUAGGUACGUGUUGCUGAACUGUCAGCAUAGAUCUCUUUGCGUAUGAAGUGUUGCUGAUUUGGACUGAUACUUUUGAUAUGUACUUUUUUUUUGUUGUUUUAUUUUGGUGAUCAAGGCCACACCGUAGAUUGCUUAAAAAAACCAAACAAUAACUCUGGCAGCAUGCAAGUGUAGCAAAUCUUUUUGAAUUUAUUAUUUCUUUAAAUUUAUUUCUAUAGAUUUUCACUGAGCUUUGAAUGGCUGUUCUUGAAAGUCAUGCUUCCUGUUUAAGUGAUGAAGUUAAAGGGUGUUGUAACCGGGCAAGGAAUUGCUAGUCCUUUAUUUGGGUCUUGCUGUCUUACUGCUCUAGGCAUAUCUUUUUAAUACUUACAUAUUACACAGGAUUUGGUUUUGCAGUAUGUGAUGUUAUUUUAACAGUGAAAUAUUCAGUCAGCGAGAAUAGUGUGUGCAAUUCUAUUAGCUUUUUCUGUUGUAUUUAAGUCUUACACAAUGGAAACUAACAGUGAAUCUUCAUUACAUCUUUCUCUCAGAGAAGGCCAUGAGCACAGUCUUGUGCUUCCCUGUAGGGCAGUGCAAGUUUGCAGGUUCUGCGAUUCAUUUGUCUAUGGGUUGCAAAACUGGAAAAAUCGCACUUUAGGGUGAGUGAGUCUUCACUUUUGUAGUUGGAGGAUUGUUUUUGUUAAGAAGCAACAUCUUCAAAGAUAGCUGAGAAGGUAGUAACUAUUUAAAGGAGUGUAGGUAUUGCCAGACAAAAGAAUUAUGUGCAAUGCUGAAUUACUUUCUUAGUUUUUGCAGUCUCAGGAAGUUAAGCAUACUGCUUCAGAGCUCUCUGCUCUUCUCGGAAUGAUUAACAAUGUAAUCUUGUUUCUUUGACUAGGAUGACAAUCCUAUCCUAAGUAAUAACUUGGGUACACUUUCAUAAUGGUCAUAAGAUGACCAGUAUUCUUAAUAGCUUAAUUUGAAUGUUAAAAGAUGAUGAAUUGACAGUUAGUCUAAAAUUCUCAGAGCUUUUAAAAUUCUCUGACCUUGGAACAUGCUCUGUAGAGGCCACAAGUGUGCCUGAUGCCAGUGUAUCCCAUUCCAGCCAUAAAGGGACCAUCUCCAAGGGAAGAUCUUUCACCUGUUGCUGAGAUCUGCUCCCACUGAAGCCAGUAACAAAGACCUCAUUAACUCCUACAGGAAAAAGUCUUCACAUUCACACAUUUAUUGUCAGAUUUUAGCAAGCGCUUGAGUCAUGGGUGUCUUUGCUUUACUCUGGAGCGUUUUGUGCUGGGAUUAGGUGGAUGUAUCUCAGAUUGCAGCUGUUGUAUUGGUUACCUGGCCCUAUUACUUGUUCAUGUACACAGUUAGUGAUAGUUUUGAUAUUCAGAUAAUCUGAUUUUUUUUUUUUUUUCCCUACGUGGGCAGGGUGAAAAAGUAGUGUAGGAUAACCUUGUGCUGGGAGAAGAAAUGAAAAUAAAAAGUUAAAUGUGGCUAUUUGCGAUUUUACACCUUUUCUGACAAUGUAACGUUUUACAACUUUUCUGACAAGUAAUGUUUUACACCUUUUCUGACAAUGCUUUAUUUCCCUGCUGCGCUGUUUGGAAGUCCGUCGUGUUCUAGCUGAGGAAAUCACUUUCAGCAGUAUCUGCAGGACUGCUACUAAUUGUACCAAAUUAAUUUCAAGUUGUGAGGUGCAGUGAAAGGCCAGCAGCUUUGGGAAUACUGUAAUAAAACCACUUGUUUAGAAAAAUAUUUUGUGUAGACAGCAGAAAUAAUGGACUUACACAGAAUAGAAUAUUGCUGCUUCAACCUUGUAAGCCUGCUCAGCACAACAGGGCUUUGUUCCUUGUGAUCAGAUGCCUUCAUUUUUAGUGGAGGUAUCUCAGACCUUAGUAAAAUCCAGGUAGACUUUGUUCACCCUUGUGGUUUUGGCUGCUAAGCACAAGAUGAGAAAGGCAAAUUUGUCUUAGUGCAUAAAUCUCAGUUGUUUUGGCAGCCUACAUCUAAAUCUGUAAACAGCAAAAUCAUUUAAUACUAGUGUUUUGCCUUUGCAGCGCUAUGAGACACUGUCUGACUUUCUAGAUUUUCAGAUAAUUACUCUGAUCUGUAUAUCUGCCACUGUAACACAGCAAAGAUAGAAAAACUCAGUGAAAAGCUGGGGAAAAGGUAGAAAGAACAGGUUUAACUAAAAUUCUGUGGAGAUGCUAACAUAAUGCUAAUUGAGAAAUUGGAAUGAUUUAAUUCAUGAUAACGCAGAUUUGUCAUGCAAUGUAAUUUGUUAAUUUGAUAGCGUGCUAUCCCAGAGUCACUUUUGGAAUGCCAGCUUCUAAAGCUCAAGCUGCUACAGGGAAAAAGGAAUCUUCUGAGAAAGAUACCUGUAAAGAUAAACGUAUAGAUACUUGGCAAGGAGAGUAAUGAAUGAAAGCAGGAAGAGAAGAGUAAUGUAAGAGUGUGACCUGAGCCAGAUUGCUAAAACUGAAGCCUCACUGUUUACAAUUUUAGUCAAAUAAUUUGGAACCCCUCAGGUUAGCAUCAUACAGUAGAUGUGUACUUGUUUAGGUUUUGGGAAUCUCCUUUUCUUGAUCUCACUUCAAUAGUGCAGAAGAAAGUGAGAGGAAUAUAUAGAUUGAAAGGAGAGUUUCUGCAGAAAGGCGUGAAAAAAUAGCUGUUGCUUUAACCAGGUGCGCUGUUGCACUGUGACUUGACCUGCCAAUGUGAACUGAUAGUGCUGUGUCAUGAGGAAAUUACUAUCAGAGGCCCCGAUAUUUUAAGACCUCAAUUCUGCUGUCAUUUCUGCAUGGGGUGAGCCCUGUAUCUGGAGAGAACCACGUGGACUUCACACAACACGAAGUCAGAAGGCUUCUUGUUCUUGAAUAUGAAGCUCUGCCCAGGCAGUCAGUUGCAGAAUUGCAUCCUUAACACAGGAUCAGUUGCAGUUGUAAUGCUGUUGAUGCGAAGUGUAAUUUGGGUGCCUGUUAUUUAGCCAAAACCCUUGUUACUUCAUUUUCCCAACUAAGGCAUGAGCAGAAGCCCUUUGCUGUACAACAUCUGUAAAAAAUAAAAAUGUACUUCACGUACGUCUAGUAAAUUAAGGCAUGUGAUAUUGGUCUGUGGGUCUCAACCAACUUUGCUUGUGUACCUUGCCUGAAUGUUUUCUUAGAUCCGCAGCUAUGUCUCAGUGAGAAGAUAUGGUGGGAUUUGUUUUUCUGAGAGGGCACAAUAGCAGCUCUCAUCUGUCACAUUGUGGGUGACCGCUUGCUACUGGCCAAGAUCAUGGAUGGGUGCAUUCCUCUGCACUUUUAUGUGAAGUUGUCUGAAAUACGGUGAUUAACAUGAUUAUUGGAAUACUGUAUUUUGUAUAACUUGGAACAUGUAAAUACACUUUUAAAACUAAUCUGUUCUAUGAAGUAAUAAAUAAGUGCUUCCAUUGUAAUAUCUGAAUAUUGUUAAUGCUUCAUGUAGCUUGAUUUGGGAUUAUCUUUUUCCUAGAGAACUACAGAAAUCAAAACAAAGAUCGAUGUUGUGGAAUUCUAGUCUAGUUGUGAUGCUUUCUAUCAACAAAAAUGUUUUUAAAAUAGUAAUGAGCUACUUAAGCAGAGAAACUGAGAAUUUGAGGGAAUGGAUUCUCUUCCAGUCUUUAUUUAACAGUGGUCACUCAUGAUAUUCAUUACGGUACUCUUCUCAUCCCAUUAACCAGAUGGUUGAUUUGUUGGUUUUGAAUAGCAUUUGGAAAUGAUUGGUAAAGCUUAGCGACAAUUAAAGGUAUUUUUUCUCCACUAUUCUCUCUUUUGGCUCUAACAGAUGUGUCUCCACCCUUCAGCCAGACCGCAGCAAGGUGCAAUGAAGCGACAAGUGACUGUUACUGAAGCUCAUUUGUAACCUAGAUAGUCUCCACCUCUAUUAGCUCUAUUAUGUACAUAGAUGACACAAGUAUCCUGCUGUGGAGAGAGAAAAUGAUUAAUGACUUGAGGUUUUGCUGAGUGCGUGUUCACUGGAUGCUGCACAAAUGGGACUUUCAUCAGCUUUCAUGACCUUUUCUAUCUUGUGUUAAAAGAAAUGAAACAAAACAGUGGAGUGAGAAUCGUGAGUGGUCUGUUAGGAAAUGUAAACACUUGGGUUUUGAGGAGGAGGUAAGAUUGAUCCAUCAGCCUUCAUGCAGAGAUUAGCCUGUGAUGACACUUUAUCCAGCCAUAACAUAACUUCUUUAACAGCAUAGUGGAGCAGCCUUCUUUCCGUUAACAGCUGGGUUUGCAGUGUUCUAUAAGUCACAAAGCCACAUCUUUUGUAGUGGGCAGAGAUGAUGGCAUUUCUUUUUUUUUUUCUUUCUUCUUUUUUCCUCCUCCCUUGGUGUCUCUAGGCUGUAAUGUAGCUAUGAGACCACUAAGCAUAUGUGCAAGUUAUUCAGAAAACUCUGUUCCUGUAAAGCUUUUUGAGAGAGACAGUCUUUAACUGAAUAGUUGGAGGAAACUUAUCUGCCAUAUUGGGCCUGAAAUUCUCUUACCUCUUGGAUAAAAGGUUUUGUUGUUUUUUUCCUGAUGUGACACUCGUCUGUCCCAUUCAUUCAGUGGGAUGGAUGGUAAAUCUGCACAGUAUUUAUGUAAAUCAGAUCUUAGUUUUAAGGCAUGUUAAAUUGUUUAAUCUCUUGGAUGUCUACUCCAUGAGGUUGUCUAUGUAAUUCCUGUCAACGUAGCUGCUUUUUGAAGUAGUCCAUCAAGUGCAUCUGAGAUCAUCCUGACUGAAAGAUUCUAUAGAAAUUAAAAGACGAAAUAAAGAUUGUAAAGUGGCUGGCUAAAAUUGUAUUGCCAUAAAUGGUUUUAAUUUAUAUGUGAAUCUUUUGUCCCAAACCACUUAUUUUGUACAUAAACGUAUGCACUCCUGGCAGCUGAUGGGUGAAAAUAAAGGUGCUUAAACAGCAAUCUAAUGAGGAAAGGGCAUUUCACUGUUGCAGAGUUGGUAUUAUUUUAUAUUUCCAUUUAUUAUACUUUUUUAAAUGUAUAAACCACAGAUUUCAAUUCUUAAAGUCUUCAGCUGGGAUUUUGUGAGUAGUUUAAAUUCUUUCACCUCUCUGCUCGUAACUGGUUUUUAAGAAAAAGAGAAGCUUUUGUUUAAAAUGUAAAGUUUUGACUGUAUUAAAUUCUAUUAGUACCCUUCCUUUUUAAGAAAUAAAAUGUAUAU